AUGCCAGUCGUGGUCACAACGGACGAACUAGCACAAGAGCAAAGCGUCGACAAAGAGCUCAAGGCAUUAUUAAAUUCUAAUACCAGCCUGAAAUUACGGAAACUUCAUCUAGAUAAAACGAAUCGUACAGUAUAUUGCGACAUCUCUCAGGACGACGUGCGACCAUAUGUACCCGGUUCCCUGCGCAAAGCAAUUAUCGAGACAGUACAUAGCCUGUCUCAUCCGGGAUGCGUCAAGAUCCAGCGCUACAACAAAAAUGUUCCGGAACACAUCAAGAUUCCUGAUUCCCGAUUUUAUCAGAUCCAUUUCAACAUUGUCGGACCACUUUCACUGUUCAAAGGCUACAGGUACUGUUUCACCGCCAUCAAUCGUUACACGCGAUUGCCUGAGGCGAUUCCCAUCAUCGGCGUGUGCGGAUACCAUCGUAAUGGCCUUUUAUACAUCCUGAUAGCACGUUUUGGUGCACCAGUUGUACUUACUACGGAUCGUGGAUCCCAAUUUGAAUCUAUGUUGUUUCAGACACUAGUCCGUCUAAUAGGUGCCGAGAAGAUCAGGACCACAGCCUAUCACCCCGUCUCUAAUGUCAUGAUAGAACGGUUUCAUCCUAGAUUUGUUCGUCAUUACAAGGGCUACAUUUUAUGA
Molecule: messenger RNA, 642 nt
Organism: Trachymyrmex septentrionalis
Lineage: Eukaryota; Metazoa; Arthropoda; Insecta; Hymenoptera; Formicidae
Exons: 2
Coding region: 1-642 (213 amino acids)
Biological process (GO): DNA integration
Molecular function (GO): nucleic acid binding
Source: RefSeq, a predicted model, not a curated record